GGGAAGUGUCUAGAAAGCUGGGAGACCACGUGGUUACAGGCGUCAUCCGUUCAGCAAGCAAAACAAGGUAGGGUUCGCCUUUUGGCGUCUGCAGCCAAACAUAAUGGAGGGAAGUGUGGAGAAGUAUCCAAACAUCGAGCAUGUGAAUUCCUUGCAGCAUCCCUCUGUUCAUAUAAGAUAUCCUGAAAAGUUGGACAAAAUCCUUGAGGGACUCUUCCAUGGAGGUCUACAACAGCUGCAGGUCAUAGCUGAUUUUGACAUGACCAUUUCAAGAUUUCAUCUGAACAAUGAACGUUGCCUCACUUGUUAUGGGAUACUCAGCUCGAGCAAGCACCUUCCAGCAAGCUACAGGGAAGCAGCAGAGGAAUUGAAAAACAAAUACUACCCUAUAGAAAUUUGUCACGAGAUGAGUGCUGAGCAGAAAAUCCCAUAUAUGUUGGAAUGGUAUCAUAAAGCCCACCAACUCUUGGCUCAGUCUUGUAUCACAAGACAGAAGUUGAAGGAAAUGGUCUCUAAUGCUAAAGUUGCCUUGAGAGAUGGAGCAACUGAAUUGUUUCUUAUUCUGGCUACACACGAUGUGCCCCUCCUCAUCUUCUCUGCUGGCUUAGGGGACUUGAUUGAGGAAGGUCAUAUGACAGGGUUGAAAGGUGACUUAAUCCACAUGUUCAACAAGAACGAGACUGCUGUGCAACAUGAGGAUUACUUCAAGCAACUCAAGGGGAAAAACAAUGUCAUCUUGCUGGGGGAUUCUCUUGGAGACGUCCACAUGGCUACCGGUGUGAUUGACAUCAAUGUGGUGUUGAAAAUCGGCUUCCUGAAUGAUAACGCAAGUACUUUCUUCACUGUCACUUAUUGCAGCAUUCUUUCUUGUACUUCAUGACUUGAUAUCCUUAACCCUUUCUCAGGUCAGUUUUCUUGUGCGCGUCCCAUGUCAGGCUGGUAUAUACAGUAUUUACUGUACACUAAGGUGCAAAAGUCUUUGCCCCCGGUAUUUCAAGUAUUUCUCAGGGUAGAUGGGAUGAAUAUCAAAACCAAUUUUAUUCACAGGUAAGACAUGGGAAAAGGUACAAAAGUAUCACAAUUAAUAGUUGAUCCUCUCUCCCUUCGAUUCAAUCAAAGUCAACC
Molecule: messenger RNA, 1125 nt
Organism: Darwinula stevensoni
Lineage: Eukaryota; Metazoa; Arthropoda; Ostracoda; Podocopida; Darwinulidae
Source: the annotation of a GenBank genome assembly